This is a messenger RNA of Cuscuta campestris, 2291 nucleotides long. The record is from the annotation of a GenBank genome assembly. NCBI's taxonomy places the organism in Eukaryota, Viridiplantae, Streptophyta, Magnoliopsida, Solanales, Convolvulaceae.
UUAUUUUUUUUUUUUGUCAAAAAUAAAGCCAACACCUAUGACAAAGAGGCUAAGACACACCCAAGGAACCAACACUUACAUGGCUUCUCACAUUGUUCUCUUAUUUUGCUCACAGUUGAGUAGUUGCUUCCUUAUCUGCAUGAAGGAAGAUAGCAUUGAUGGAAUAUAUGACACUCUCAAGGAGUGUGCUGUAAUCAGUAAAUCGGCAGGUGGAAUUGGUUUGUCUGUUCACAAUAUCCGAGCUACAGGGAGUUACAUCCGCGGAACAAAUGGUACAUCCAAUGGGAUUGUUCCUAUGCUGCGCGUGUUCAAUGAUACUGCACGAUAUGUUGACCAAGGUGGUGGGAAAAGAAAAGGGGCUUUUGCUGUGUAUCUUGAGCCUUGGCAUGCAGAUAUCUUUGACUUUCUGGAUUUGAGAAAAAACCAUGGAAAGGAAGAGCAUCGAGCACGUGAUCUUUUUUAUGCUCUCUGGAUACCUGAUUUAUUCAUGAAGAGAGUCCAAACUGAUGGGCAAUGGUCACUAUUUUGCCCAAAUGAGGCCCCUGGAUUGGCAGAUUGCUGGGGUGAAGAGUUUGAAAAACUCUAUUUGCAGUAUGAAAUAGAGGGUAAAGCUAAGAAAGUUGUUAAGGCACAUGAUCUGUGGUUUGAGAUUUUAAAAUCCCAGAUAGAGACUGGAACUCCUUACAUGCUCUUUAAAGAUUCUUGCAAUAAAAAAAGCAACCAACAGAAUCUUGGCACAAUUAAAUCUUCUAACUUGUGUACUGAGAUUAUUCAAUACACAAGUCCAGAUGAAACUGCUGUCUGCAAUCUGGCUUCAAUUGCAUUGCCACGAUUUAUCAGGGAGAAGGGGGUCCCAAUUGAGUCCCAACCAUCUAAGCUUGUUGGCAGUUUGGAUUCCAAAAACCGGUACUUUGACUUUGACAAACUGGCCGAGGUCACUGCAGUAAUCACAGCUAACCUGAAUAAAAUCAUUGAUGUAAAUUAUUAUCCUGUUGAAACUGCAAAAACGUCUAAUUUCCGGCACAGGCCAAUUGGAAUCGGGGUGCAAGGCCUCGCAGACACAUUCAUAUUGCUUGGCAUGGCUUUUGAUUCACCAGAGGCUCAACAACUAAACAAGGAAAUAUUUGAGACAAUAUACUAUCAUGCUCUAAAUAGUUCUUCUGAGCUGGCAGCUAAGGAAGGCCCCUAUGAGUCGUAUGAUGGAAGUCCUGUGAGCAAGGGUAUCCUCCAACCUGAUAUGUGGGAAGUGACCCCUUCAGCUCGAUGGGAUUGGAGUACUCUCCGAACAAGAAUAGAAAAGAAUGGAGUGAGAAAUUCCCUUCUUUUAGCUCCAAUGCCGACUGCUUCAACAAGCCAAAUUCUUGGAAAUAAUGAAUGUUUCGAGCCAUACACGUCUAAUAUCUACAGCCGUAGAGUCUUAAGUGGUGAAUUUGUUGUUGUGAACAAGCAUCUUCUCUAUGAUCUAACCAAGAUGGGACUUUGGUCACCUGCUCUUAAGAACCAAAUUAUACAUGAGGAUGGAUCUGUGCAAAAAAUCCCCGAGAUUCCCAAAGACCUUAAAGCAAUUUACAAGAGCGUUUGGGAGAUCAAACAAAGAGUUUUGGUUGAUAUGGCUGCUGAUCGUGGAUGCUAUAUAGACCAAAGCCAAAGCCUUAACAUCCAUAUGGACCAACCUAGUUUUGGAAAGCUUACUUCUCUUCACUUCUACACAUGGUCCAGGGGCUUAAAAACUGGAAUGUACUAUCUAAGAACACGUGCAGCUGCCGAUGCCAUCAAAUUUACAGUUGACGCAUCCAUCCUCAACAAGGAAAACCCCAUCACAGGCGCCGAUGAUGAAACAAAAAUGGCACAGAUGGUGUGUUCUUUAACGAACCGUGAAGAGUGCAUGGCAUGUGGAAGCUAGACGUCCCUUGCCAUUUCUCAGAGCAUAACACUUGCGCUUUUUACCUGAAGGUUAAAUAUUGUGUACAAAGUUAGGUUAGGGGUUAUGUAAUUCUGCUCAAACUCUUUGUCAUCUUUAAAACAAACUGCUGGACAUGUGAUGAAGCCUAAACUAUUAUAGACUAUAUAUGCGCAGGCUUUCCGAGAGAGAUCGCUCUGUUUGGGGGAAGAAGGAUUUGCCAAAUUCUUUCAUAUAUUUAAGAUUUUAAGGUCUUCAAUAUCACUUCAUAUGGUGCAGUCUUAAAUACUAGGGAGUAUUUCCUAUUUUUGUUAUACUGUUACUUGUCCUAUAAGGUGAGAUGUAAUGUAGAGGUGUGGUGCUGUAUACCCUAUAAAUGCUAGAACAUUCC